AUGUCUUCAAGUUUUAACACACUCGAGAGAGAAAAAUUGUUUUUAAAUCCAAAUUCAAAGAAAUUCGGUGUACCUAGAUUACAAGAAAUAGUAAAGCCUCAUGUUGAUUCGUUUAAUUGUUUAUUAGAACCUCCUACAAAAAGCUUGUUGAAUUUUGCUAUUGAUGAUAUUGGAGUUCGGGAAAUUUUUGAUGUUCCCGUUGAUAGUCUUGUAGCAGGAAAUAAAUUAUCAAUAUGGAUUGAUGAAGUAAAUAUUGCAAGGCCAUUAUUGCCAGAAAAUGUUAGUGUUAGACUUACUAGUACAAGAUUAAUAUAUCCUACAGAGUGCCGUGAAAGAUUGACAACUUAUGCAGGAAGGAUGACUAUUAAAUUGUGUUGGAAAGUAAAUGAUGGGCCUGUUAAUAUCGAAUCUAAGUAUAUGGGAAUGGUUCCUAUAAUGGUCAAAUCUAAUCGAUGUAAUUUACAAAAUCUUUAUUCAAAACAAUUGAUCCAACAUCAUGAAGAAUCGGAAGAAAUGGGCGGAUAUUUCAUAGUAAAUGGAAUAGAGAAAAUCAUUCGUCUUUUAAUGGUUCAAAGACGUAAUUAUGUAAUGGCACUCGUUCGUCCCUCAUUUGCAAAUAGGGGUACAAAUUAUUCAGAAUAUGGAGUAACAAUUAGAUGUGCUAAGCCUGAUCAAACAACAUUUACAAAUACAUUACAUUAUUUAAAAGAUGGUGGUUGUAAUUUAAGAUUUUCUUGGAGAAAAAACGAAUAUGUCAUUCCAGUUAUUUGGGUACUAAAGGCACUUUGUGAUGUUACCGAUAAAGAAAUAUUUGAGAUGUUGAUGCAAGGAAAUUUUGAUAAUACAUUUUUAGCAGAUCGUAUUGAAUUAAUGCUUGUGAAUUUCCGGGGAUAUAAUAUCCUGAAACAAGAUCAAUGUGUUUCCUUGCUAGGUGAAAAAUUCCGGAUAAUAUUUUCAUUUCCAAGUUUUUAUUCCAAUAAAAAGGUUGGAGAAUACAUGUUAAAAAAAGUGAUAUUAGUUCAUCUUAAAAAUAAUAGAGAUAAAUUUAAUUUAUUAUGUUUUAUGAUUCAUAAACUUUAUUCUCUUGCUGCAGGAAAAUGUUGCCCAGACAAUCCUGACUCGCCACAAAAUCAAGAAAUUCUUUUAAGUGGAUAUUUAUAUGCAAUUAUUAUCAAAGAAAAGUUAUCAGAUUUUCUUUAUGAAAUUCGUAGUACAGUAACUACGCAACUUAGAUCAGGAAAAGAAGUAAACUUUAAUGAUAAAAAAUAUAUAAAUAAUCUAUUCGCAAAAAUUCCUUGCGAUAUUGGAAAGAAAUUAUCGUAUUUCUUAGCAACAGGGAAUCUUAUAUCACGUACAGGAUUAGAUUUAAUGCAGACUUCCGGUUAUACAAUAGUUGCUGAAAAACUUAAUUUCUACAGGUUCAUUUCACAUUUUCAAUGUGUUCAUCGUGGUUCUUUCUUUACUGAGUUAAAAACCACAACAACUAAACAUCAAAAAUUUUUUUUUGAAGGAUUCAUUUGUCCAGUCCACACACCAGAUGGUACUCCUUGCGGAUUACUUAAUCAUUUUUCACAUGCUUGUAGAAUAGUUACCGAAAGACUUAAUACAAAUGAUUUACCAGAAAUAUUAUACAUGUUAGGUGUACAAGAAGCUAUUUCUUCAGAUUAUUCACAUAAACCUAAAAAAAAUCAAUUAUGUGUUCAGUUGGAUGGGAAAAUUCUUGGGUGGUGUGAAAACAAAUUUUCUGGGAAGCUUAUAGUCAUACUACGAUCAAUGAAAUAUGAUAAGAAAAAAAAAGUACCUCUUGAUCUUGAAAUUGGUUAUGUUCCUACUUCGAAUGGAGGUCAAUACCCAGGCAUUUAUCUAUUUUCAUCACAAGCACGUAUGAUGCGGCCAGUUAGAUAUUUGGCUAAUAAUAACAUUGAUAUGGUUGAUAUAGUUGAAGGAGUCACAACUCAUCAAGAGAUUUCUCCGACAAACAUUCUAAGUAUUCUUGCUAAUUUAACACCAUUUUCUGAUUAUAAUCAAAGUCCACGUAAUAUGUAUCAAUGUCAGAUGGCUAAACAAACGAUGGGUACGCCAUCAACUGCUAUUAUGCAUAGAACAGAUAAUAAAAUGUAUCGAUUACAAACAGGUCAAACACCUAUUGUUAGGUCUAAUGUAAUUCACAAUAAAUAUGGUUUAGACGGGUUUCCCAAUGGUAUAAAUGCUAUUGUUGCAGUAAUUUCAUAUACAGGUUAUGAUAUGGAAGAUGCUAUGAUCAUCAACAAGUCUUCACAUGAAAGAGGUUUUACAUAUGGAACCAUAUAUAAAUCAGAAGUGAUUAAUCUUGCUGAUUAUCGAAUAGGUAGUGAAAUAAACGUUCAUUUUGGUCUUGGGCCAGAUGCUCCUGCAUCUUUACGUAAGAAGAUUGAUGAUGACGGAUUUCCAUAUAUUGGGAUAAAGUUGACAAAUGGUGAUCCUUUAUGUACCUACAUUGACUCAAAAGGUGUUACUAAAAUAAAAAAAUACAAAGGAUUAGAGGAUUGUUAUGUGGAUAAAGUACGGGUUUUAGGUGAUGAUUUGGGACUUUAUGAGGCUCAAAAAGUCCACAUUAUGUUAAGAAUUCCGAGACCAGCUAUCAUUGGUGAUAAAUUUUCUUCAAGGCAUGGACAAAAAGGUGUUUUGUCACAAAAAUGGCCCCAAGUUGAUAUGCCAUUUACAGAAAGUGGUAUGCAGCCAGACAUUAUCAUCAACCCUCAUGCUUUCCCCUCGCGUAUGACUAUUGGGAUGUUUGUGGAGAGUUUAGCUGGGAAAUGUGGCGCUAUGUUUGGUGUGCCGCAAGAUUGUACGCCAUUCCGAUUUGAUGAAGACCACACUGCAAUUGAUUAUUUUGGUGAAGAAUUGAGAAGAGCUGGAUUUAAUUAUCAUGGUAAUGAACCUAUGUAUAGUGGAAUCACUGGCGAGGAAUUUCAGGCAGAUAUUUAUAUUGGUGUUGUUUAUUACCAACGUUUACGUCAUAUGGUUUCGGACAAAUGGCAAGUUAGAUCCACAGGACCAGUUCAUAACCUUACUAUGCAACCUAUAGGAGGACGUAAAAAAAGUGGUGGUAUAAGAUUCGGUGAAAUGGAGCGUGAUUCACUUUUGGCACAUGGAAUGAGUUUUUCUUUACAAGAUAGAUUAUUAAAUUGUUCAGAUUAUUCACAGUGUCAUGUAUGUCGAAAUUGUGGUUCACUUUUUACUUCAGUCUCUUUUAAUACACAAUACUUGGCAAAAAGUCAGAGAAAUUUCGAGAAACAUUCUAUGAAAUGUAAUAUAUGCGAUAACUCUAAGUGGAUUGCUUUAAUAAAAAUACCUUAUGCAUUUAAAUAUUUAGCUACAGAGCUUAUUAGUAUGGGCGUAAAGAUUAAAGUAGACGUCAAAUCAUGA
Molecule: messenger RNA, 3408 nt
Organism: Entrophospora sp. SA101
Lineage: Eukaryota; Fungi; Glomeromycota; Glomeromycetes; Entrophosporales; Entrophosporaceae
Source: the annotation of a GenBank genome assembly